AUGGAGAAGAAGAAGCCGGUGAAGACAACUCGAUUGCAGCCGUCCAAAAGACGCAUCACUCGAUUGCCGACACUGGUCGUGCCGCCUCCGGACGGUGACUUGCAGUUGGUGGCGAAUGGAAUGCUGACCACGCCCAUGAUGGUGGUGUCACACGGUGGCAUGCGGUCGCUGGACAGUACGGCUGCGAAUCGGACCAAUAUUCUGACCACGAGACGCCAAACAGUACGAAAGAUUCGUCGGCAUCAGCAUGAGGUCGAAUAUGAAGACCUUCGUAUUCGACAUGCGGUAUUUCCUCAGAGCUUCGACAUCGAGACUACACAAAUCGUCGAUCAUUUGGCCUCUUCUGCUAUCAUGAAAGCGUUAGAAUCACUACAGAAUGACGAUGAGAUCAAAACAUUACGACAUCAAGCAACUAACACGAAAAAUCUUCUUAAAGAACUGAGAAACACUACAAAAUCUGCCAUGGAAGAAAAGGAUAAAAUGAUCGAUACUCUUCAACGAGAAGAUGAAUUACGACAGUGUCAGUGUUUAGCGACAGAAAUUUGUAAAGGGAUUGUGUUGUCGUCGAUGGCACAUUGGAACGAAGCGCCAUCUUUGACCGAGCCUCAAACGAAAAGCGUCGGCGUAGACACACGUAUGUUACAAAGCGACAAUCUUAUGCACGUUGAUGCUCUAAUUAAAAAAGGUCAAAUGGAAAUGGCAAAAGGAGCGUUCAAAACCCAAUUAGAAGUGUUAGAAAAAGUGCAUCCGGAACAGUAUCAGAAGUAUAAGAAGAUCAAAAUAGACGAUCUUGCCGCCGACGCUGUAAUGCAACAAGCUGAGAUCGCUAAGCUCCAACCAAAAACCGGAAAUCCAAUGGUGGACAUGUUGAACGAAAACGGCAUUCCAAUUGCAAGCAGCCUGAGAGGAAUCGAACAAGCUAUAAAAACUCAAAAAGAAAUGGAGACUCAAGAUCCAUCUGAGCUGAUUGCAAAAGCAGUACUGGAAAAGUUCCAAACGCAAAUACUUCCCGGCUUAGUGGCCAACAUCAUCGCUGGUCGAAACCCGUUCAAAAUUCCACAACAGAUGAGACAAGCACAGGCUGAGCCAGCGGAAAUCAGACGAAUGGCUUUGCAGUCAUAUGACCGAGUUCCUGAGCCGGAGUCCGAAGAUGAUCUCGUAACGCCAAGACGUUCAGCACCUGAAGACUUCGAUGGCGGCCAACUACGCGACGACUCCAGACGCAGUCUGGUGAAUCGCCUACGAAAUAGCCCUCGUCUACGAUCGCUUCUGGAGAAUCCUGAAGUGAUGUCGAUGUUGAGCAGCAAGAAGCUACGUGAUCAACCACUGCAUGGUCGUGCGCUUGCCUUCGAUGGAGACGAUGUAGUGACAGAAAGACGUCGACCUCAACUUGACCCUAAAUCAGCGCUUGUGCUGGGAUUGAAUGAGAUGUUCGGUAAUGAUGAUGAAGACGAUGACGAUGAGAACGAAAUGGAGAAUUCAAUUCGACGAUCACCAUUGUCGAUAUCAUCACCGUUCGUUGCAUCAUUAAAAAGUCAUCCAGAAGUGAAAGCAGCACUUGAAAAGAUUAAAUAUCGGGUUAAUGAUGUAGAAAAGUACUUGAUGCCAAAACCGCUAAUCAAAAACCCGAACCCACAACCGGGUUUCUUCGUGCCCAGAAAACUACCAACGAGACCAAGAAAAAUGCUACCACUUGUGGUUGGCAUCAAUGAAAAUGAGGAAAGCGGAAUCAGACGGAUGGAAGUCGAUCGUCCACUGGUUUCCUCCAAUCAAAAGUCGAGAGUGUUGACAAAUUUGAAAAAUAAUCCAAACAUCGCACCACUUUUUAUGGACGGCAAUUUGGAGGAGAUUCUGACUGGCAGAGAGAUUCUAACACCUGAACAGAAAGGAAAGAAGCCGGUGAAGCAGAUUAAGGCCUAUCCACGUCUGUUUGGAAUGAAAACCUACCAUCCCAUAGACAGCAAAAUAUCUCAGAUCAUUGAAGAACGACCAGUCCCACCGAUGAUGUGGACACCAAAAGGACGACACACUCGCUUACGGUGGGUCGGUGCCACCGAAAAGGAAAUCCCCGGAAUCGGCACCCGUUUUGUUCUUCCAUCUCUGGAUCCGACUAUGCCAGCCGUCAGUACUGCCUAUUCUACUCAAGGAAGAGCAAGGGACGAAUGGGACACAAUGUUCAAAAUACCGAACACUUGGAAAGCUGGCGACGACGUGGGAUUCAAGGUGAAGACAAAAAGUCAGCGCUUCAUUGGUGGAAACGGUGGAUUUGAAAUGCCUGCCGCACAUCAGUGA
Molecule: messenger RNA, 2292 nt
Organism: Angiostrongylus costaricensis
Lineage: Eukaryota; Metazoa; Nematoda; Chromadorea; Rhabditida; Metastrongylidae
Source: the annotation of a GenBank genome assembly